Sebastes umbrosus (honeycomb rockfish) is the source of this 12268-nucleotide messenger RNA. Its product is annotated as SH3 and multiple ankyrin repeat domains protein 2-like. Bases 1167 to 6887 code for a protein of 1906 amino acids. The transcript is spliced from 26 exons. Lineage: Eukaryota; Metazoa; Chordata; Actinopteri; Perciformes; Sebastidae. Gene Ontology annotation, cellular component: postsynaptic membrane; postsynaptic density; dendritic spine. Gene Ontology annotation, molecular function: synaptic receptor adaptor activity; ionotropic glutamate receptor binding. The record is from RefSeq and is a predicted model, not a curated record.
ACUUUCACUGUCUGUUGUUGCUGUGAACCGCGCGGCUCGCAUCAAAAAUAGGCGAGACCUCGAAUCUCUAGAAGAGACGCAGCUAGCAUGCAGCCGAGCCGUGUGUCUCACGCGGGCAGUGUGGCUGCUCUAACCUGUUAACACGGACGCCAACAUAAUAAUAGCCGCCACGCGCUGCUGACGUUCCUGGUGUGGAUGAGGCUUAAGAAUGUCUUGGUAAGCCAAUCAGAGGCAGAAUAGGGCAAGUCAUGCCUUCGCUAUGGGAGGAUUUGUAAUAUCGCAAGACAAACCAAACCCUGGCUGCAGAUAGAGCCCUAGUUCUCGCACACGCUCAGCACACGGGAGAAGUUUCAGUCGGUUGCAAUCUGCAACCUCACCGCUAGAUGCCACCAAAUCCUUCCCACUGCUCCUUUAAUUCAUCCAUCCAUCCAUCCUUUUACCAGGCUGCAGCUGGAGGUGAAGGUGUUUUAUUAAACUGCAGCCGGCUCCACUGUAUUCCUGCUAUUUAUAACCAGCUCUGCUGAUAAUGAAGAGGUGUCGACGCUGAGCCUGAAUCUCAGAUUCCAUCUCUAAAAUCCACUGGAUGUGCACUUUGAGGGAGAUCUCUGCUCUGCUGGCCUGAGGUGACAGACAUGACAAAGAGAACCACAGGAGCUCAUCCACCUGUCUUGUCGGGGAGCGCUUGCUUGGUGUCCUUAGAAUAAACGCCCUCCUCCUCCUCCUCCUCCUCCUCCUCCCCCUCCUCCUCCCCCUCCCCUUCCUCCCAGCUCGCUCCUGUGUGUGAUGAGAUGAGCUGAGCUGCUCGGAGGCGCGCUGACUGUCUGUCGCCUCAUAUUGAGUUUCAGCGCGGCAGCAGUCGGGUUUCUCUCCGGGAGAUCAGGUUGUAAAGUCCCUCCCUCGGUGCUCUCCUCGGUGCUCUCCUCCUGCACAUCACUCCUACACAGAUCCGGACUUCUCACUGGAAGUUUCCCUCCUGGCAGAGCUGGACCACCGGCGGCAUGGAGCCACAUUAGGGGGGGACAGUAUAACAGAGAGGAAGAGGAGAGGAAGAGGAGAGGAGGAAAGCAGGACGAAGGGAAUAAAACAGGAACCAGGACGACGUCCAAGGGAGCCUGGGUGCUACAGUGGAACCUCCUCCUUCUGAGAGCUUUUCUCCUCUGGAUGUUAUGGCUGAAAUGCUGAAUCCGGCGGGCCUGCUGGGUAUGCCCCGGAGCCCCACCUCCAGCGAAGAUGAGAUGGCCCAGAGCUUUUCCGACUACUCCGACGAAUGCGCCUCCGACAGCUCCCGCGAAGAGACCAUCUACGAGACCAUAAGGGCCACCGCCGAGACAUCGCCGAGCCGCAUGGACGACAUUCACACUAACUCGCAGGUCGUCCGCGUCCUCAUCCCUGACCUGCAGCAGACGAAAUGCAUGCGGUUCAACCCGGACGCGACGGUCUGGGUUGCCAAGCAGCGGAUCCUGUGCACACUUAACCAGAGCCUGAAAGAUGUGCUCAACUACGGGCUUUUCCAGCCAGCUAGCGACGGGAGGGACGGCAAGUUCCUGGAUGAAGAGCGCAUCCUUCGAGAGUACCCACAGCCAAUCAGCAAGGGAGUCCCGUCUUUGGAGUUCCGCUACAAGAGCAGAGUCUACAAGCAGCCCAACGUGGACGAGAAACAGAUCGCCAAACUUCAUACAAAGGCAAAUCUGAGGAAGUUCAUGGACCUCAUCCAGCAUAAUCAGGUGGACAAAGUGGCGAAGAUGUUGGAGAGAGGCUUUGAUCCCAACUACCACGAUGGUGACACUGGUGAGAGUCCGCUGACCUUUGCAGCUCACCUGGACAACGUGGUGGAGACGAUCAAGGUACUGAAGAACGGAGGAGCUCACCUGGACUACAGAGCCAAAGACGGCAUGACUGCCCUCCACAAAGCUGCUCGCUCCAAGAACCUCGUCGCACUCACGACACUGCUGGAGCUGGGAGCUUCUCCAGACUACAAGGACAGCCGUGGUCUGACUCCUCUGUACCACAGCGUGGUGGUGGGAGGAGACCCGGGCUGCUGCGAGCUCCUGCUCAACCACCACGCCGUCGUCUGCUGCCAGGACGAGAACGGCUGGCACGAAGUUCACCAGGCUUGCCGUCACGGCCAUGUGCAGCACCUGGAGCAUCUGCUGUUCUACGGAGCAGACAUGAGCGCCCAGAACGCCUCGGGAAACGCUGCUCUCCACAUCUGUGCCCUAUACAACCAGGAUAACUGUGCCAGAGUGCUGCUUGUUCGUGGAGCCGACAAAGAAGUGAAGAACUACAACAGCCAGAGUCCAUUUCAGGUGGCCAUUAUAGCUGGGAACUUUGAGCUCGCUGAGCUCGUCAAGAACCACAAAGAGACAGAUAUAGUGCCUUUCCGUGAGGCUCCAGCCUACUCCAAACGCCGCCGGGGUCCGUCUUCUGGCAACGGCAGCGGAAACGACCAGUCCCCCUCCUCCUUAUCAGCGCCGCGGGUCCUCCUGCGCUCCAACAGCGACAACAACCUAACAGUCAGUCAGUACCAGCAGCAGCAGCAGCAGCAGCAGCAGCACGGUUCUCCUGGAAACUGGGCCCCCCAUCUGCAGCCCCACCCGCACCGGGCCCCCCAGCAGGGUCUCUCGCAGCCUGGCUCCUCAGCAUUACACCGCAGCCUGUCACCCCAGCUGCUCCAACAGAUGCCCAGCGGCAGCCCCAAUGGCAACGUGGUGGUCCGGACCAUGGGGAGGGGGGCGAGGAGCCGGUCUCCCUCCCUCAGCCGGCUGGGGGAGGAGGCCCGACGGGCCGUACCUUCACAGCGCCAGCCCAGUCCCAGCAGUCACAGCGAGGCGGUAGGCACCAGGAGGAAGCUGUACAGCGCAGUUCCCGGGAGACAUUUUGUGGUGGUCCGUCCUUACAUCGCCCAGGCCGAGGGAGAGAUCAACCUCUACAAGAGCGACAGGGUCAAAGUUCUGAGCAUCGGAGAGGGGGGUUUCUGGGAGGGCAGCGCCCGCGGCCAGGUGGGCUGGUUUCCAGCCGACUGCGUGGAGGAGAUCCCGGCCAAGGCCACCGAGGAGAGGAGCUAUUCCCGAGCGGACCGCGCUGACAGACGGAAGCUCUUCAGACACUACACCGUGGGCUCGUACGACAGCUUCGAUGCCUCCAGUGACUGCGUGGUGGACGAGAAGACCGUGGUGCUCCAGAAGAAGGAGAAUGAGGGAUUUGGCUUCGUCCUGCGAGGGGCUAAAGCGGAUACGCCCAUCGAGGAGUUUACUCCCACGCCGGCCUUCCCCGCCCUGCAGUACCUGGAGUCGGUGGACGAGGGAGGAGUGGCAUGGCAGGCGGGGCUCCGGACGGGGGACUUCCUCAUCGAGGUCAACCAGGAGAACGUGGUGAAGGUGGGCCACAGACAGGUGGUCAACAUGAUCCGCCAGGGAGGCAACCGGCUCCUGAUCAAGGUGGUGACGGUGAGCCGGAAUCUGGACCCCGACGACACAGCACGCAAAAAAGCUCCUCCUCCACCAAAGAGAGCCCCCACCACGGCCCUGUCCAUGCGCUCCAAGUCGAUGACCUCUGAACUGGAGGAACUCGUGGAUAAAGCCACUCUAAGGAAAAAGAAAGGUGAUGCGCAGAAGAAGAGGAUUGUUUUCCAAGUCACUCUAAACAAAGUUGAAGAGAUGACGCACGCCCAAAAGACCUCGCCUGUGGAUACGAAGAUCGCCACGAUCAAACCACGCCCAUCCAGUCGCUGUUUGGUUACAGCAGCUGAUAUGAAUUCCAUGUAUCAUGACCGUCAGGGAGUAGCAGUGGUGCCGCCCACUGUGCCGGGGGCUUUCCUGGGGCUACCUGAGAAGAGCACUUUGAAAAAGCAAAAGUCCAUAGGUAAUACGGAGGAUGAGAAACAGGGAUUCCUCACACCUCCCCUACUCAAGUUCUCCCGCAGCCUCUCUAUGCCCGACACCUCAGAGGACAUCCCUCCUCCUCCAGCCAUUUCACCCCCGUCGCCACCUGACUACAACUCAGCCGCUGGCCCUACACCCAAGAACUACGGCACAACACGACCCAGCUUCACCCAGAACUCGCCCAACGCAGUGAAAACCAUCAGCCGAACCACCGACGUCGGUACGUUAAGGCGUGGCUACUUCCGCCAGAGCUCCGAGCAGUUUGAGAGCACACGCACCCGAGGGCGCACGCCAGUGCCGGAGAACCCUUACUCCGAGGUGGGCAAUAAGACACUGUAUGUGCCAGCCAAACCAGCUCGAAGGAAGGGCAUGCUAGUGAAGCAGCCCAACGUUGAGGACAGUCCCGAGAAAACGUGUCGCAUGCCAGCAAGCCCCUCGGGCGCGGUUUCCAUGCCUACUACGCCCGUAGAGCGAACAUGCUCCUCCAUCCCCAUCCCCACCAUCAUCGUUAAGGAGCCCUCCACCAGCAGCAGUGGCAAGAGCAGCCAGGGUAGCAGUAUGGAGAUCGAGCCCACCACCCCUGAACACCCGCCUCUCAUGCCCACCGGUUGUGGUUUGCGUCCUGAAGACCCCAUGUCUCUAAGCAACCCCUUUGCGGCAGCUAUUGCCGGGGCAGUACGGGACCGGGAGAAGAGGCUAGAGGCAAAAAAGCACUCCAUUGCCUUCCAGUCAAUAGACAUGGGGGAUGAUGAGUUCAGUAGUCCCACACCAACCCCUCGCCUUCGCCAGUCAAAGUCCAUUGAUGAAGGCAUGUUCAGUAGCGACGAGCGGCUUCGAAGAAUAUUGGGUCCCCCUCCCGCAGCACAGCUUGGGCCGCCUGUCGGGGGCGGUAGUGGCAACAUGACAGAUUUCAACACUCCUGAGCCCACAGUGGUACGAGAGCCUCUAAACACCAGAACAGGCCAGUGUCAAAACCUGGACAGUCCCAUUAGUCUCCCAGCCACUCCUCCUAAGAGCCACUACAGGGCCAAUGGGACCUACCUCCAUCCUGUCACCGGCAAGCCCUUGGACCCUAAUUCUCCACUCGCUCUGGCCCUGGCAGCUCGUGACCGCGCGAUGAAGGAGCAACAAAACCAUCCUCAGAAUCAGCCACCAAAUCCUCCUCAGGUUCAGCAAACACCCAAGCACGAACCCCAGUCCCUCCCAACACAGCCAAGUCACAAACCGGACCUCAACCAACCGCUGUUUAUUGACACCAAACUACGCUCCGGCAUCGAGACGAGUUUUGCUGCGAUCUCAACGGCGACCAUGGGGCGGCCCGGCCGAGGCGGUCUGCGGAGGCAGAUGACGGAGCAGAAGUACGAGUCCGAUGGGGCGCGGGAAGAACGGCAGCAUCAGGCAGCUGAGGAGAGGAAAAGUGCGCCGGCGGAUGUGGCGGACACGUCGCCACCCAAGUCAACCGGGCUGUUGAUGGUCCACACCAGCAACGAAGCGAGCAACAAGGUGAACAACCAAGAGGUGGAGGGGCAGGACAGCAACAGGCCGUCUGAGCUGAAGGACCCCAACCAACCCGAUCCUCUAAACGCUACAACACUGUCCGCCAAUCCCCAGCCACCCUCAUCACACAGGAGGAGCAUUCCCUUAGGGGAGUCUUUGGAUGAACCAGUAAAGCUGCCCUUCCGCAUCCCCCCUCCUCCUCUCGCCUCAGUUGACAUUGAUGACGAUUUUGACUUCACAGAGCCCCUCCCCCCACCGCUGGAGUUUGCCAACAGUAUUGACAUUCCUGAUGAUCAGGCUAGUGCCAUUGCAGAGAUGCUUCAGCAACAGAGACGGAACGGGGGACCUGCUCUACCCCCGUACCACGCUCACGCCCCACCGCCUGUCACCGAUCAACACAAACGGGUGGCGAACAGCAUGCCCCCCUCAUAUCCUCCUCCUCCACCCGACUCAGAGUCGGGGGUGGGUGACUCGGGCAUCGAAGAGGUAGACAGCCGCAGUAGCGGGGAUCCUCAGCACAUGGAGACCACCAGCACCGUUUCCAGCAUCUCCACGCUGUCGUCGGAGGGAGGCUUCUGCGACAGCGCUCUGGAGAGCCUCUACGCCACCGCAGACGGGCACGCCUACCUGGUGGAUCGGCCCCCCGUGCCACCCAAACCCAAGGGCAAGUCCGUCAUCAACAGAACAUCGCUUUAUCACGACGCUCUCAUCGAAGAGCCCCCAGAGUCCUACGGGUCUCCGCCUCAGGCCCCUCCCCCUCCCCCUUCAUCCUCUGAAUCUCCUAGGACUCCUACUCAAAGGACAUCCAAGCUGUGGGGCGAUCAGCCCCCCGAGCUGCGCAGCCCCCCAUCCACACCGGACUCCAAGAACACCGUUAUCACCGAGCUGAGCUCCAUUCUGCAGCAAAUGAAUCGCGACAGGCCACCCAAGCCGGGAGAAAGCCUGGACUCCCCCACGGGGACCAGGGGGGGCUUCGGAACAAGGCCGCCCACAGACGACUCAGGAAUGCGUAACAACGCCGCCGCUGCUGCCCUCACCUCCACCCCUCCCAGCAGCCUCCCAUCCCAGACGCACCCCUGCAGCCCGCCAGACUCCGGCUCCUCCCUCACCCCCUGCUCCUCACUGCCGCCCUCCGUGUCGCCCACUCUCACUGACGUCUUCGGCCUGCCCACCCCGCCCAUGGGCAGCGGCGGCGGUUACAGCCUGAGCUCCUCGUGCGGCGGCAGCGGGAGCUCGCGUUCCCCGUCGCCGCUCACGCUGAUGCAGGCGGUGGCGGCCUCAGGAAAGCCCUUUGCCUCCAAACCCAUGGAGCUGUGGAGCAAGCUCGACGUGGCGGACUGGCUGGAGAGUCUCAACUUGGGGGAGCACAGGGACGCCUUCCUGGACAAUGAGAUCGAGGGCGCCCACCUGCCGUCGCUGCAAAAAGAGGACCUGAUAGACCUGGGCGUGACGAGGGUGGGCCACCGCAUGAACAUCGAGAGGGCCCUCAAGCUGCUGCAGGACAGAUAAGCCCUGAGGAGACGGGGUGGCGACGUGCGGAGUCAGGGGCCGAGGAGAGGGAGGUGUCACCGAUCACUUUUACCAAUCUCUUCAUCAGACAUAAUCGUUGAACUGGGUAGGAGUUUUGUCCAAGCUGAUGCUGCCUCUUGCUGUUUCUGUCCUCUCUCAUCCUCCGCCGCCCUCAUCUCAGCGCUCCGGUCUUGUCCGCCCUCUUCUUCCUUCCCACCGCCCUGAGCAUCAGGGGAUCAUGGGAUGUCGGGCGGAACUGCAGGAGGGAGAGAGAAGAGAAUAGCUGCUAUGUCACAUCAAGGAGAGCGAAAGCAGAGGAGGCCAGUACGAAGGACCGACCAGAAAACAAAAAAACUCUGGAAUAGUGUGUACUCAAACGCUGGGAAAAUACUCGUCUGGAGGUUUAUUUCACAUAAAGACUCGUGCUCACCCAACUGCUUUGGAAUACUAAAGACUUUUUCCAUACACCCCGGUGUGGGUGCAUGAAAAACCAGCUGAGCUGGUCGUUGCUCCUUUUCUAUCUUUGCUAGAGUUUGUUCAGAGAAUAAUAUUUCUUCACUAGAGUCCUACCGGAGUUAUAUUUCUGGGUGCAUCUAAGGUUGUAGAGAAAAUUUGAGAUAGACUCCAUUUUUUUUUUUGCUUUUCACCUGUUUGUGUCAAAAUAAGAACAUUAGCUGAUAAAUAAAUACUAAACCAUAUCUCGUGUCCACUCACACACACACACACACACACACACACACACACACACACACACACAUACACACACACUUUAUGCACAGUACCACACACUGACAAACGAGAACACACACUGUCUUCACACCCGAAGCAUGUACACACACACCGUUACUGCGAUGGCCUUCUUCUCCUGAGAGAGAGCAAAGCGUGGAGAGAGGUGGUCACCAGAGGAGGAGCUCCGCUGUAGCAGGGGCCCCCGGGGGCCCCUCGCCAGUCUACACCCGCCCCGGUGUCCACCUCAUCAUACAAGGAAAACCGAGGGGAGGACACGAGGUACAAGACGGACGGACAAACGUUGGACCAGAAUAAUUCUCACCUUGAAAUGGGUUUUACCAGCUUGUCUGUCUGUGAAGGGCGUCCUGGUGCCUCUUGGCUUUUCCUUCUAGUAUUGUGCGUAUGUGUGUGUGUGUGUGUGUGUGUGUGUGUGUGUGUCACUGGUUGACCCAAAAUAUCAUUAAGGCCAGUUUAGCUAACUCCAUGGAUCCGCUAUAUAGGCCACAGUAUAGGGAAACUAGAGCUGUUCUUUACUUUUCUACUUCAUUCUGUCAAAUCUCCUUCCACUUCACGGUUAGCAGGUCAACACUAGGCGUUCAUGUGGCCCCGCGGUAAUGCUAACGUAUCAAACACCCUGCGUGUACGUGGUAGAAGUUGAGUUUUUUUUUAAGAGAGAGCAUUUAAAGGAACAGUUCGAUAUCUUUUGGAAAUGGGCUUAUUUGCUUUCUUGCCGUGAGUUAGACGGAGGAGAUUGAUUCCACUCUCGUGUCCGUACUCUAAAUAUGAAGCAGGAGACGAUUAGCUUAGCAUAAAGACUGAAAGCAGGGGUCAACAGCUGGCCUGGCUCUUUACAAGGUUUUCUUUUUAAAUGAGUGAGAUGUCUCGACAACUAUUGGAUUGAUACCAUGAAAUUUGGUUCAGAAAUUCAUGGAUGAAUUACAAUAGAGAGGCGAAGUCCAACCCCUUUCCGGUGGACCACCACGGGACCUUAUUUAGAAAAAGCGUAUGAACGGUAAUCAACGGAGAGACGAAUAUUUAUUUGAUCUUAUUUGAAUUUUGCCAUGAAUCACACAUAUGAUGUUUGUCAAUUUAGAACAUCAUUUUGCACGUCCAGAAAGUCUCAGUUUGUCGUAGCGCCAUUUAGUUUUGUGUGAAACCGCUCAGUGAACUACAUCUCUCGAUUCGCACAAUGAACAUCAUCAACACGAGCCAGCUAGCUAACGUAGCUAUGUUCCACGCACACAUGAAACGUUAUCUGACCUGAUGUGUUUUAUUCAGCGACUCCUGGUCUUUUUAUCAGGAGUCGCACACACCGGCAUCGUAGCUUCGGAGAGAGAGACGUCACUUACGUACGUGACUUUUGGGUGUGUCGUCUUUCUAAUGACGUAUCUUCACAGUCUGAUACCUCAACAGUUAUACAACAAACUGAGACUUUCUUAACUUGCAAAAUUAUCUUUUAAAUUGACAAACAUCAUAUGUGUUAUCAUGGUGUAAUUCAAACGGGAUCAACAAAAAUAUUUGUCUCGUUGACUACCGUUCAUAUUUUUUCCGAAAUAAGGUCCCAUGGUGGUCCACUGGAAGGGGCGGGGCUUCACCUCUGUGGGAUGGAUUACCGUGAAGUUCGGGCCAGAUGUUCAUGCCCCCCCUCAGGAUGAAUUGCAAUAACUUUGGUGCUCCCACAACUUUUCCUCUAGCGCCAUCAAGAGGUCAAAAAUGUAAUUUUUCAACAAAAUAUCUGCUAAACUAAUGUGUUGUCAACGUGAGCAUGUUAGAAUACUGAUGUUAGCAUUUAGCUCAAAGCACAACUGUGACUAGAACAGACUCGCAGAGCCGUUAGCAUAGCUGGAGACUCUCAUUUACACAUCGGACAGAGCCAACAAAGCUGUUUCCAGACUUUAUGCUAAGCUAAGCUAAUCUAAUCUUCUCCUAGCUGUAGCUUCACCUGAGAGGGAUAUCAAUCUCUUCAUCCAAACUCUCACCAAGAAAAUGAAAAAGCCUAUUUUCCAAAGUGUCGAACUAUUGAAGUCUGUCGUUCGAUAGCAUUUUAUUGACUUUGAAUCCAGUGUCAAAUCCUUUUUGGAGGCCUUUUUUAGCUUUCAACAAUUUUAAAUAACACAAGUUAUAAUAAGCAACCUAAAAUUUAAGAACUCAUGGGUUGACAUUUAAAGAGCUAAAACUCCAGUUUUACCAGAGAAAUGACGUGUUUUCUAUAUAGCUAAAUUAACAUUUUGUACAUUGUUCUUUGUUAAUAAAAAAAAAGAGCGAGGAGAUUUAAGACUCAAUAAGAGAUUCGUUAGCAUUAAGUUAACUCGAGUCCAACCAGAUCCCAAAUGAACCAAACGGCGUCCCAAACUGGAGCAGCUGUUUAGAGGUACAAGCCUGUGAUUUUGGAAGAGAGAGUCAAGGGAAAAUACUGUUUUAGACCGAAACAGCCUUCAGUAGAGUGUUUUCUUCUCGUGAAGAAGGCUGGAGACGCAACACCGCGUUAACAUGGUUGUUGCAGACUAACUGGCAGCCCCCUACAGAGAUCUUUUCUUAUCAGCAGGUUCAUUCUUUGUAGAGCGACUUCCGCCAGAUGACGUGAAAUCUCGCCGAACCGUUGGCUUUUAGAGCAGCUGGAGAUUCUGUGGCUUCAGGGCUUUAUGUUGAAUUACGUGUUUCACGUAAAUCCACAUCAUGCCUUGUCCUGCCCUCGAACCACUGUGCAAAACAAACAACCAGAGAACAACCUGACAGAGCCGGCAGAUGUUCAUCAGCGUGAGCCCUGUGUGAGAUUAGAAAGGGAUAGAAAGCAUUUCUGAUCUGUUGCAGAUGAACUUCAGUCUCUGUUAACUAGACCGGACUAUAAGCUUCUCCAAGUCCCGUAUUAUUAUCAUCCAGUCUCACUUGCAGCUCCUGCAGUAGAGACUGGGAUUUUAAACUUUAUUAUAAGGGGUCCAAUUUCAAACUAAAAUCAGCAUUUAUAAAGCUGGAAAUGUGUGUGUUUGCUAGCAAUGAGUACAGGCUGGUCAGAAGUAGAAGUGCAGUAUGUGUUGAAACGUGUAUAUAAGAGUGUUUAACAGGAUAAAAAAUGUCUAUUUGAUUAUAUGUAUAGCUCUAUUAAAAGGUUUAGAGGAAAAAUUCUAUUGAUUUAUAGUUGCCAGAGCUGACCUGACGACCACAGCAGUGGUCUCAUUCGCCCCAUCAUCCUGCAGAGGAUGCCUUAAAUAGCUCACAGUUCCCUUCCUCCACUAUAUACCUGCACCACUGUCGGUUGUAUAGCUCUAUAAAGAAAAAAAGGAGCUUGUGUUUUACCUCAAAGUAGAUUCUUUCAGAGCACACCUCUCGUGUGGUUUCGAUAUGUGCUCGACAGUAACCCAACGUCUGAAAUAUAUAUCGUUUUUAGAACGCCCUCAUUUGGUUUCAUAUCACACUCCGCAGCUUCAUGCAGCUUUCGAGGAGACAAAAUGAAACAUACACAAGCUCUGUGUUCUGUGAACAUUAGCCGUAUAUAUACGGAGGCUGGCACGGGACAAUGCUGCUAUAAUCCUGUUCCUGUUUGAACAUGUAACUUAUUUUAAAAGCAAACAGCGACGUGUCGGAGGAGGUAGAAAAGCACAGUAUUUUUAAAAGAUUUGUAUAGAGUUCUAUGAAAUUUUAUAGAGGUUAUAAGAACAAAAAACUGUUCAACACUGACGCGUGGAUUGCCAAAAAACAAAAUACUACAUAUAAAAAGAUAUUAUUAGACUUAUGGGUUAUGUAAGAAGCAAUAUUUAUUCUGAAUGAAUCUCCUUGGUUGUGUUUGAUUUUUUCCCAUUUUAAAAGUUACAUAUCAUGAAGCGAUCACUUGUCAGUGUUUUAAUGAAGUGUUGCCUAAAGUAGAUAGACUCUCUACUGCUGUAGAGAUAUUUUGGCCAAUCAAGUGACCACAAAAACCCAGGUAUCUUCUGACGACCACCAUCUGCCUGACCAGACUUCUCUCAUCCUCUGAAACCCCCUCAAUCUAGAGUGUGUGUAUAAAAAGAGCAAAAAUGUGUACAUUUAAAAAAAAUAUAUAUAUAGGCCAUCUUGGUAGGAAACUAUAUGAAAUCUAUAUAUAUGUAUACAUACAUAAAAUCCACCAAAAAGAUUAGUGGUGGCUGUUGAAUUCCUUUAUGUGGAUCAACAUUGUCACUAAGCCGUUUUCUCUGUGGAAAUGUAGAGCUGAGUAGAUGUAGUAGGAAUCUUUAAAGAGCAUCACCGUGGUGUGGCGCUUCACCAGGCCAUGUUUUAGGACAGGCAUGGCUCACUAACCCACAUCCACUCCCCCUUCAAAACACUGCUCCCACCUUUAUCAUCGUCCAACAUUUGGGUAACUGUUUUCUUUUUUUUCUUUCUUAAAUAAUAAUUAUUAUUUUUUUUUCAUUAAUAGAUUUUAUUCUUUGAUUAAGUCUUCAUAGAGGCUAAGAUGUUUUCAGUAAUUUGUGCAAAAGACUUGUGUUCAUGUUUUCUAUGUUGCUGUAAUUUUGUGCUACUGAAUCAUCAUAGAGUCAACUAAUUACUGAAAUGAAAAGAGAAGAGAGAAUUUUCCUGUAACUGCACUCUUGCCGUCCCCCCUGCCCCCCUCAAAUCCUCGAGACUUCUUGUAUGGCAACCAAAAUUCACUGUAAGAAAUAAAUAUAAUAUUGCACUAG